Messenger RNA from Capronia epimyces CBS 606.96, 624 nucleotides. RefSeq lists its product as uncharacterized. The transcript has 2 exons. Bases 1 to 624 code for a protein of 207 amino acids. NCBI's taxonomy places the organism in Eukaryota, Fungi, Ascomycota, Eurotiomycetes, Chaetothyriales, Herpotrichiellaceae. The record is from RefSeq and is a predicted model, not a curated record.
AUGCUAGGCAUCGAAGGCCUCGCCGACGCAUCGUUUCAAGGCGACCGGCGCUGGAAGCGAGCGGCCAAAUGGACCAGUUACGCGCCCUGGCUGGUUCUCGUCAUGUCCGUUCUGAGCAUGGUUGAGAUCGCUUUGGGGGCGGUCUGGAUUUCUUCAAUGAAGCGCGAGCUCAAUUUUGCCCAGGUUAUCCAGCCCCUGAUCGUACCGGGACUGUGCUUCUUCAACACCAUUCCAUCGCUACACCUACACGUCAUGGCGCGCGCCAACCCGCCACGUCUUGCGCUCUGGUUCUCUGCCACGCUCUCCGUCAUGCUGUUCGCCAGCGCGCUCAUCUUCCUAGGCGCUUGCGUCGGCAACGGCAAGUCGCGUGGAGGUAGUCUCCAGCGCAAUGAGUGUCCUGCCGGCACAGGCGGCCGGGCCGAUAUCUGGGACGCCAUGGUCGCGCUACAGUUGGUUAGUGCAGUCAUGUACGCGGCGGUGGCGGGGAUGGCAUGGAAGGUGAAGCGUGUUCUAGAAGAUAAAGACCAGAGGAUCGCCGCCGGUGUCGAGCUCGUGAGCCAGGCUGAAAAAGAGAGAAGGGAGAGCGAGGCUAGGGAGAGAUGGAGGCAUCUUUCUGCCGGAUGA